This is a messenger RNA of Mollisia scopiformis, 1179 nucleotides long. RefSeq lists its product as uncharacterized. NCBI's taxonomy places the organism in Eukaryota, Fungi, Ascomycota, Leotiomycetes, Helotiales, Mollisiaceae. The record is from RefSeq and is a predicted model, not a curated record. The transcript is spliced from 2 exons. The coding region runs from base 44 to 898 and encodes 284 amino acids.
CUUCAACACCGAACAUCAUCAACAACAACCACGACCACCAAAGAUGUUCAGCACACUCCCCCGAUUACGAGACACGAACAAUCAAUCCCACUACUACACACCCCACGUCCCAUCACCACUCUCUUCCUCUCCACUGCGCAAUUCUCCCUCCCCGCUCUCGCCCCGCGACGCAAAUGUGCCUUCACGCGCCGCCGACACCAUCAUGUCUUCUCCGACUAAACCAUCGCGGAUGAAAACCGAGUCGCAUAUCUCCUCUACUACACCAUCACCGAACGCAUUACCGUCUCCGCCGCCGUCGCGUAAGGAGAGUAGUUUCAGUAAGCGGACGACGAAGGUUAAUCCGCUGAUUCACGGACGGGCGAGCGCGGAUGAGGGGCGCGAGACGAGGAGGAAGCUGUUCUUGAAGAAUGUUAGGGAGGCGAGUGAGGAGAAGAGGUGGAAGAAUAGGGGUGGGGAUGAGGAGAUUAUGCGGUGUAUUUGGGUUGCUGAGCAGAGGAGAUUGGAGGAAAGGAUGAGGAAAGAGGUUAUGGGGAUUGAGGCUGAUGUGGAAGAGGAGGAAUUGAGUAUUGAUGAGGUUAUGGCUGAUGAAGUCGCGUUGAAUGAGGAGCAGGAGUUGGAAGCUCUUCUUGGAUAUCUCGACCACGGCACUGGGAAUCAAGCUUUGGAUGAACCGAUGUUGCCGCAACAUAACAUGAAUGCCCCGAUGUGGAGCAAUUCCAACGACCAAAAGCCGGCAAAUUCAGCAUCUCAGGACCAUGUGCGAUCAGACACACCGUACGGUAGUGAUGAUGAGUACGAUGAUAUCUUCAUGGAUGUCAUUCACGAGGAAGAGCGAAUGUCAAGCCAGCAACAAUCCUCUGGUUAUCCACAGGAUCAAGACAUGAUGGAUAUGAGUUAGUGUUGAUGGAUUUUCCGAGCAUUUGCUUAGCAUUUGAGCGCAGGCGUUUUGAGCAGACAUUAUUCGAGUCAUCAACGGAAGCAUAGGGAGGCGUUAUGGGGUAUCAUUGUAUAUACUCAUGUUGGAGUAUUACGAGCUUUGAUCACAAGCUUGGUCCAGAGUAUUUGGGAUUGGCUUUCUUCAUUGCGUCGGACAACUCUCUUCCGGCGCCCCAAAAGCUUCUUGCGCUGCUGCCAUAUCUCCAACAAGAUCUGGAGGUGGAGAUCCAGCCGCUUGCAUCU